UUAAGUUGCAUUAGAAUGAACCAGGCACGAAGAUAUGAUUCCAGGACGACAAUUUUCUCGCCAGAAGGGCGUCUGUACCAGGUUGAAUAUGCUAUGGAGGCAAUCGGUCAUGCAGGAACUUGUCUAGGUAUAUUGGCCAAAGAUGGAGUUUUGUUGGCAGCCGAGAAACGGAACACAAAUAAACUGCUUGAUGAAUCGGCUAACUCAGAAAAGAUUUAUAAGUUACAUGAAGACAUGGCUUGCAGUGUAGCAGGUAUUACCGCCGAUGCCAAUGUUCUCACAAAUCAACUCCGGUUAAUAGCACAGAGAUAUCUCAUACAGUAUCAAGAAGCAAUUCCCUGUGAACAAGUGGUUAGCACGUUGUGUGAUAUCAAACAGGCCUAUACUCAGUUUGGAGGAAAGAGACCGUUUGGUGUUUCACUGUUGUACAUAGGCUGGGAUAAACACUAUGGCUUCCAGCUGUACCAGAGUGAUCCGAGUGGUAACUACGGAGGUUGGAAGGCCACCUGCAUUGGUAACAACAGUGCUAAUGCCGUGUCAAUGCUGAAGCAAGAAUACAAAGAAGGGGAGACCAAUCUGAAACAGGCUCUGGAACUGGCAAUCAAGGUUCUGAGCAAGACUCUGGACAUGACGAAACUAACUCCAGAGAAAGUGGAGAUUGCCACUCUGACUAGGAAGAAUGGAAAGACUCUGAUUCACAUAUUGCCCAACUCGAAGGUGGAGGCCAUGAUUAAAGCGUACGAAGCAGAGGAAGCCAAGUUGGCCGCGGAGAAGAAGAAAGAGUCGGAGAAGAAGAAAGGAACAUCGUCGAAAUGAAAAAUCUUCUUGUUAGUUUCGUCAGUUAAAUGCCAUCCAUCACGACCGUGUUGUUUACAAGCCGACAGAACUACAGCAGAUCUGAAGAGAAGAACAUGGACCAGUUCCUCCAACAUUAUUCACAAAUAAAGACGUUUCAUUGGACCGUGCGAUACUUUGUUGUCAUGGAAACAGACUCUGUGUUAUUUGUUAUGGCCACCAUCAUUUACAUUGUCAUCAUCUAUAUUAUUUAAAUAAAAAUAAACAUGUUUUGCGUGA
Molecule: messenger RNA, 1074 nt
Organism: Gigantopelta aegis
Lineage: Eukaryota; Metazoa; Mollusca; Gastropoda; Neomphalida; Peltospiridae
Product: proteasome subunit alpha type-4-like
Exons: 9
Coding region: 16-816 (266 amino acids)
Biological process (GO): ubiquitin-dependent protein catabolic process
Cellular component (GO): nucleus; cytosol; proteasome core complex
Source: RefSeq, a predicted model, not a curated record